Messenger RNA from Branchiostoma floridae (Florida lancelet), 1836 nucleotides. Its product is annotated as solute carrier family 45 member 3-like. Gene Ontology annotation, molecular function: sucrose:proton symporter activity. Gene Ontology annotation, biological process: transmembrane transport. Lineage: Eukaryota; Metazoa; Chordata; Leptocardii; Amphioxiformes; Branchiostomatidae. Bases 370 to 1836 code for a protein of 488 amino acids. Gene Ontology annotation, cellular component: membrane. The record is from RefSeq and is a predicted model, not a curated record. The transcript has 2 exons.
GGGAGGUAUGGCAUUUUGUUUUCAGGUAGAGGGGGAGAACCAUGGUAAAACAAUUGAGAGGGGAAGGGCCAUGACAUCUUUUUCAGGUGGUGGGGGGCAUGGUAAAAUUUCGGAGGGUCGUGGAUUUUUUUUCAACGAACUUCCAGUGCACCAUGGCCAGCCCUGGCCCCCUUAGUAGUACCAAAUAUGAUCUUAUAAAUUAUAUAAAUUACAGUCCAUGUAAAAUGGUAUAUCUUUUUAAUCUUCGUGUGACCCAUUAAAGCAGUGAGUGGACUAUAUAACACGAUGAUGUAACCUACGUAGUCUCACCACGGACGCCUUACUGAAAAUCACUUGAAGCUGAAAUUUGUUGCAUGUCAGGCUCUUGCCAUGGACGCUAGCAUCUCAGCACUGUGGCGACUCUUGCUUCUGAACUCCCUCGUGUUUGGCAUAGAAGUCUGUGUCGCUGCAGGGUUCAACCUUGCACCGGCGCUGUUACUAAAGUCAGGGAUGGAACGCAGUCAGAUGAGCCUUGUCCUCGGUGUUGGGCCUUUCCUAGCGCUCAUCCUCGUACCUGCAAUCGGUGUAACAUCAGACCAGUGCCGAAGCAGUCUAGGAAGAAGACGUCCGUUCAUUCUGAUAUUAUCGUUUGGAAUCUGCCUCAGUCUUCUCCUUAUACCAUACGGAGAACUCAUAGGGAACGCUUUAGGUGGGAAGCCGUAUGCCAUGUUGAUUCUGACGAUCGGGGUGGUUCUUCUAGACUGUUGUACCGAAUUAUGUUGGGCACCGAUGGAAGCAUUAAUCUCGGACGCAUACGGAAACACUGACUUGAGUGAGAGGAGCUUUCUUGUUUACAGCUUCAUGAUGAAUGCUGGCGGAAGUGUCGGCUACCUACUCGCAGCCAUCGACUCACGGGAGAACUCCUUUCUGGCUGAGUGGGUGGGAGGACAAGAACAAGCAGUAUUUCUACUCCUCUUCCUUCUCUUGGUUUUCUCCUUGGGUGUCACAGCAUUUAAGGCAAAAGAAAAGGUCUCCGAGGAAAGUGACAGUCCACAGAAUCUGACAUUGACACAGAACAGACGAUGCAGAAUAUGUGAUUUUGUGCCAAGGACAUGCAUACAAUCAGUGCUUGCCUUCACUAGACUAAUACCAAAGUGUCUCCAAAACUCUAUGGAAAUACCGUCUGUGCUUAGGAGACUGCAAGUGGCUCAUUUCUUCAUGUGGGCGGCACUGUUAUGUUACAUAGAGUUCUUCUCUGACUUUGUUGGGGAGGCAGUCUACCCCGGUCGCCCUCACGCGGUGGUUGGGUCGGAGGAGAGGAAGUUGUUCGACCAGGGCGUGCGCAUGGCAAGCUUCGGUCUCCUUAUCCAGUGUGUGACUGCAACUGUCUCCUCCAUGUUUCUUGAGAUCGUGGUGAAACGAAUUGGUGAAAGGAAAACGCUGCAGUUGUCCAUGGCGAUCUUCACGGUGGGAAUGACUGUUCUCGUGAUCGUGAGGACACCGCUCAUGGUCGUGAUGAUGUCAUCAUUGACAGGGCUUGCCAGCGCUGCUGCCAACUCCAUACCGUUCGCGCUGGUCGGGACCUAUCAUGAACAACGAGAGAUUUUCUUUGCCUUCGACAGUCCAGCAACGGAAUCUUCUGGCGUUGGCGCGCACAUGGCCGCUCUGAACACUAGCUACUACCUCGCACAGAUCAUGUUGUCUGUGUUUAUGGGGUACAUCGUACAUAUCACCCGUUCUGUCACCACCUACAUCACGUGUGCAGCUCUCCUGGGCAUGGUGGCUUGUUUUACGUUAAGUAGGAUCGUCGUGACAGAAGAGGAGUUACAAACAAUACAAAAUGACAGGGCUAGCUAG